Messenger RNA from Camelina sativa (false flax), 1200 nucleotides. RefSeq names its product transcription factor bHLH147. Lineage: Eukaryota; Viridiplantae; Streptophyta; Magnoliopsida; Brassicales; Brassicaceae. Gene Ontology annotation, biological process: regulation of DNA-templated transcription. The record is from RefSeq and is a predicted model, not a curated record.
CUUUCUUAUUUAAUACUAAUAAAUAAAUAAAAAAAAGGAAUCGUCGUCUCUCCCUUUUUUGCCUUCCACAACCUUCCUGACACCUCAUCGUCUCUCUCUCUCUUCUCCGUCCCGUUCCGUUCUCUCCUCCCAAAACAGAUCCUCUGAUUCUGAUCCAACAGUUUCGGAAUUCUUGAUUCUGAUCUGAUCAGGCGAUUUAUGGAGUCUAUAUCUCCCGUAUCGAAUCAGAUUACUCAACCAACAACAACAACGACGACGACGACGACGACCUCUAGUUCCGAUCGCUCCCGUCGUAAGCGGAGGAAGAAAUCUCAACCAUCAUCGGUUGAUUCAUCUCAAUCAACAUCGUUGGAGAAAUGGAGAUCGGAGAAACAGCAACAGAUCUACUCGACGAAGCUAGUCCGUGCUCUAAGAGAGCUACGAAUCAGUCAACAACCGACGUCGUCAUCGUCGUCUUCGAAUCCACGAGGUGGUAGAGCCGUACGCGAAGUCGCGGACAGAGCUUUAGCAGUUGCGGCGAGAGGUAAAACACUCUGGAGUCGAGCGAUACUAUCGAAAGCCGUUAAACUCAAAUUCAGGAAACAGAAACGGCAGAGAAUCCCGAACCCGUCUCCGACGAAAACGACGACGUUGACGACCGGGAGUAUCAGUAUUAGGUCGAAGAAACAGAGAGCGACGGUUUUGAGGCUAAAGGCAAAAGGAUUGCCAGCUGUACAGAGGAAAGUGAAAGUUCUGAGCCGGUUAGUUCCCGGUUGCCGUAAACAGACCUUACCGGUGGUUUUAGAAGAAACCACUGAUUAUAUUGCUGCCAUGGAGAUGCAGAUUCGUGCUAUGACUGCUAUUCUCUCCGCCGUCACCUCUCCUCCGCCGCCGCCGCCAGGUCAUGAUGGGGGACAUACACAUAUGCUUGGUUAGUUGGGCCAAACUGUCUUCUUCCUUUUUUUUCUUUUUUAAAUGUUUUUGUUUUCUUCAUAUUAUUAUUCUUCUCAUCUCACUGUAUUGUUUGGUCGUGUUUGAAUAUUUUUACUUUUAUUCAACUUUUUUAUUUACCAUUUUCAUCAUUUAUGUAUAUCCUUUUUUUUUUUGUUCCUUCUUGAAUCUCUAUGUUUACCAAAAAUAGUGCCGGAAAAAGGAAAAAGAACAGGACAGUGAUUGGUUUCUGUAAUGAUAAUCGUAAUAAAUUUUUCAGUUUCUUGAUAA